GUCGGUGCCAUAGGGGUUCGAGUGUGCUCGGGCUUUAGCCAGGAAGGAAAUGCCCCGAAGCAGUCAGCCUGCUCGUACUGCACAGACUGCUCGGGGGCUCCUAGUCUGAACAUCAGGCUGACCAAAGUGCCCCUUCCUUGACCUCUUGGGGUGGGAGGAGAAGCUGGGGCGGGGGGAAAGGGGUGGCAGGGAGGAAGGUCGAUGUGCAACAGAGGAGAGCGACCGAUCUCCGUCUCUCUGGGCUCAGAAUCUCUGUAACCAGAGAACCUGGAGCUCCACCGCCCCUGGAACCACCAUGAACCAUUUCAACAAAGCUGAACAAGACGACUGGCUAACGUCUACCUGAAGUAUCUCCUCUUUGUGUUUAAUUUCUUCUUCUGGGUGGGUGGAGCAGCUGUCCUGGCUGUGGGCACCUGGACCCUGGUGGAGAAAAGUGGCUACCUGAGUGUCUUGGCCUCCAGCACCUUUGUCACAUCGGCCUACAUCCUCAUCUUUGCAGGAGCUCUGGUGAUGAUGACUGGUUUCUUGGGAUUCUGUGCUGUCCUCAGGGAGCAAAAGAGCUGCCUCUCCACAUAUUUCUGCCUGUUGCUUGUUAUCUUCCUCAUUGAGCUGGUGGCUGGAGUUCUUGCCCACCUUUACUACCAAAAGCUAAGUGAGGAGCUAAAACAGCAUCUGAACCAGACUCUGACUGAGAACUACGGCCAGCCCAAAGCAAAGGGGAUCACAUACUCAGUGGACCAACUGCAGCAGGAUUUCAGGUGCUGUGGCAGCAACAGCUCAGCAGACUGGGAGUACAGCACCUAUAUCCAGUCUCCAGAAGCUGAGGGCCGUAAGGUGCCUGACAGCUGUUGUAAGACAGUUGUGGUCCUCUGUGGUCAGCGGACCCACCCUUCCAACAUCUAUAAAGUAGAGGGUGGUUGUAUCACCAAGUUAGAACAUUUUCUAGCUAAUCAUCUCCUACUCAUGGGAGCUGUUGGAAUUGGAGUUGCUUGCCUGCAGAUAUGUGGGAUGGUUCUCACCUGCUGCUUAUACGGGCGGAUCCAGCUGCAGUCAUACUGAAGGUCGAACACAUCGUCUUCCUUCUGGAUAGAGAGGCUCCCAAGCCCUAGCCUACCAAGCUUCCAAUAUCACUUUUCAGCUUCUUCUCUGCUGAAGCCCUAGGUUCUUCUGCUUGGUGCCAGCAUGACAAUGGCCCUGAUCCCUUUGAAGUGCCUGAAACUAUGCCAUCAUGCAUCCUGCAUCCUCCCUUCUUCCUGUGGGACUCAGGCUUCCAAAAUCCCUGGCAUAAGGGGGAACUUUCUUCACCCCCUGGAGGGGGAUUAACCUUUGAUCUUUGCCUUAGAUAGUAAAUAAACUCCUAGGGGAGCCUGGAUGACAGUAUGAAUCGCUGAUCUCUCCUAACUUUGGAAUAUGGGGCUUUGUAAGAAGCUCCUCUUGCUUUUUGCCAUAUGAAUAAGAUUUGCAAUAUGUGAUUCCCCCUAAGGUUCUUUUAUUUUUUUUCAGUUCAUUUUAUUUUUAAGUAGAAAGCAUUUAUUUUCUCUCUCCCUCCCAGCUGUG
Molecule: messenger RNA, 1557 nt
Organism: Phascolarctos cinereus (koala)
Lineage: Eukaryota; Metazoa; Chordata; Mammalia; Diprotodontia; Phascolarctidae
Gene: TSPAN11
Product: tetraspanin 11
Cellular component (GO): plasma membrane
Source: RefSeq, a predicted model, not a curated record